Molecule: messenger RNA, 2859 nt
Organism: Aspergillus viridinutans
Lineage: Eukaryota; Fungi; Ascomycota; Eurotiomycetes; Eurotiales; Aspergillaceae
Product: M1 family metallopeptidase
Exons: 3
Coding region: 1-2859 (952 amino acids)
Biological process (GO): proteolysis; peptide catabolic process
Cellular component (GO): cytoplasm
Molecular function (GO): metalloaminopeptidase activity; zinc ion binding; peptide binding
Source: RefSeq, a predicted model, not a curated record
AUGCGUCGAUUCUCCUCCGCGCGGUUACCGCUGGUUCUGAACUCAGCAAGGCCACCGCUUUCCUCCCCCUCUACAAAGCCCCUCCUUCUCCUCUCUAGAUCGUCCUCCCUCGUCUCCUCCCCAUCAACUUCCGUCAAUCGAAUCGCUCCCCGUCGCUUUCCCCUUUCCCAAGUUGCCAAACGCUACUGCUCCUACCGAAGGAUGUGCAUGUCCCGUCGCGCUGACGUGCCUUCGGGCUCGACCAACGUCACCCAUGGUCGUGAGGUCUUGCCUACCAACGUCAAGCCGGUGCACUAUGACCUUACUCUUGAACCCAAUUUUGAGAAGUUCACAUAUGACGGAACCGUGAUUAUUGAUCUCGAUGUUGCCGAAGAUACGACCUCCAUAUCCCUCAACACCAAUGAGAUUGAUAUUCAGAACGCCGUCAUCUCGUCUCAGGGCUCCGUUGUCACAUCAAGCCCCGAUGUCUCAAUCAACAAGGACAACCAGAUGGCUACCAUCAAGUUCGCCGAAACCAUCCCGGCCGGAUCCUCAGCUCAGUUGAAGCUCACCUUCACUGGCAUCCUCAACGACAAUAUGGCUGGCUUCUACCGUUCGUCGUAUAAGCUGGCCAAUGGGGAGACCAAGUACAUCGCCUCAACCCAGAUGGAACCUACCGAUGCGCGCAGGGCUUUCCCUUGUUUCGACGAGCCCGCACUCAAGGCCAAGUUCACGAUCACCUUGAUCGUUGAUAAGAGCAUGACUUGCCUAAGCAACAUGGACGUCGCUUCCGAAACCGAAGUUCAGGGAGGUGCCAAGAAGGCCGUCAAGUUCAACACCACUCCCCUGAUGUCCACAUACCUCGUUGCUUUCAUCGUCGGCCAUCUGAAGUAUAUCGAGACCAAGGAUUUCCGUGUCCCUGUCCGUGUCUAUGCAACUCCAGAUCAGGACAUCGAGCAUGGCCGCUUCUCACUGGAUCUUGCUGCCAGAACUUUGGCAUUCUACGAAAAGGCUUUUGAUAGCGAGUUCCCGCUGCCCAAAAUGGACAUGGUAGCUGUGCCCGAUUUCAGUGCUGGAGCUAUGGAAAAUUGGGGUCUGGUCACCUACCGUAUUGUUGAUCUCUUGUUGGACGAGAAGGCUAGCGGUGCCUCUCGGAAGGAGCGCAUUGCUGAGACCGUUCAGCAUGAGCUGGCACACCAAUGGUUCGGAAACCUGGUUACCAUGGAUUUCUGGGACGGCUUGUGGCUCAAUGAGGGAUUUGCUACAUGGAUGUCGUGGUACUCUUGCAACGCGUUCUACCCUGAGUGGAAGGUCUGGCAGACUUAUGUCAUCGACAGUUUGCAGAGCGCGCUUUCUCUGGACUCUCUGCGCAGCAGUCACCCCAUUGAGGUGCCUGUAAAACGGGCAGAUGAGAUUAAUCAGAUUUUCGACGCCAUCUCCUACUCGAAGGGCUCUUCCGUCCUCCGCAUGAUUUCCAAAUACCUUGGAGAAGAUGUGUUCCUCCAGGGUGUACGUAACUACAUUAAGAAGCACGCAUAUGGCAACACACAGACUGGUGACUUGUGGUCGGCCCUUGCCGACGCCAGUGGAAAGCCGGUGGAGAACGUGAUGGACAUCUGGACCAAGAAUGUUGGAUUCCCCGUCGUCUCUGUGACGGAAAACCCUAGCGCUUCCUCCAUCAAGCUGAAGCAAAAUCGUUUCCUGCGUACGGGCGAUGUGCGUCCCGAAGAAGACACAACACUGUACCCUGUCAUGUUGGCAUUGCGUACCAAGCAGGGCGUCGAUGAGGACACGAUGCUCACUGAACGUGAGGGUGAAUUCAAGGUUCCCGACCUUGACUUUUACAAGCUGAACGCUGAUCAUUCCGCCAUUUAUCGCACUUCUUACACACCCGAGCGGCUCAGCAAGCUGGGAGAAGCAGCCAAGAAGGGACUUUUGACCGUUGAGGAUCGUGCAGGUAUGAUUGCAGAUGCCGGUGCUCUGGCUUCGUCUGGUUAUCAGAGCACUUCUGGUCUGCUGUCCCUCCUGAAGGGCUUCGAUAGUGAAGCUGAGUUCGUCGUCUGGAACGAGAUCCUGACCCGUGUCGGUACCCUGAGAGCCGCCUGGAUAUUUGAGGACAGCCAGACAAAGGAUGCUCUCAAGGCCUUCCAGCGCUCUAUUGUCAGCAGCAAGGCACGCGAGCUUGGCUGGGAGUUCUCUGACAAGGACGGCCAUAUCCUGCAACAGUUCAAGGCUCUCAUGUUCGGUAGCGCAGGAAUGGCCGAAGAUCCUGUUGUCGUCAAGGCCGCCCAGGACAUGUUCCAGCGAUUUGCUGCUGGUGACCUGAGUGCUAUCCACCCUAACAUCCGUGGUAGCGUCUUCUCCAUCGUCCUCAAACACGGCGGAGAGAAGGAAUACAAUAUCGUACUGGACCGUUUCCGCAACGCUCCCACCUCGGACGAGAAGACAACCGCGCUGCGCUGCCUUGGUUCCACCGAAGAUCCCGCUUUGAUUCAGCGUACUCUGGACCUGGCCAGCAGUGACGAGGUCAAGAACCAGGAUAUCUACAUGCCUCUCGGAGGACUCCGUGGCUCGACUGCGGCCAUUGAAGCCCGUUGGAACUGGAUGAAGAAGGACUGGGAUGCUCUUUACAAGCGUCUGCCCCCUGGACUUGGUAUGCUGGGCACAGUUGUCCAGCUCUGCACUGCCAGCUUCUGCACCGAGGAGCAGUUGAAGGAUGUGCAGGCAUUCUUUGAGCACAAGGAUACCAAGGGCUAUGAUCGUGCUGUUGAGCAGAGUCUGGAUGCUAUCCGGGCCAAGGUCCAAUGGCUGAAGCGUGACCGCGCUGACGUUGAGUCUUGGCUGAAGUCGAACGGCUACCUCCGGGAUGGGAAGUUGUAA